GCAUCGUCAAUUACCGUUAUCAGAGCGACCCGGCAAUAACAAAAACACCAUGUUGAUCUCGUGCAAGUGCCUGAAUUUCGUCGCCUCGACCUCGAAACUGCAGCGCAGCAACAGCAGCAGCGUCACUGGGGGCGGGCUGGGCGGCCCCGGCCUGGCCAACGGUAAUCCCGGUGCGGGCGGUACGCCCGUGGGCGAGGUGCCCCCCGCGAUCCUCCUGUCGCAGGUGUUCCAGCAGAAGUAUCCCCGCGACUUUGUCUUCUACAGCCAGUUCAUGGACUUCUUCAAGCACGCCUAUGGACCCAUUCCAGACCUCACGGUGGCCGUGAUCAAUCAGCGGGAGCUGCUCUACGGCCUCACCCUGGACGCCGCUGGCCAAAGCUGGCAGCUGAGCCUGUGCAUCAACUGCAAGGAGGUGCUGUGCGCCAAGCGACUGACGGCGGGUGCUGGAGCCACGCCCACGCUCUACCUGAUCAACUGCACGCUGCUGAGCAGCAGCGAGGAGCUGGCCCAGCGCAAGUCCAACAAAUCCUACUCGGAGACCUUUGAGCUGCUGAUCAUGGAUCACACGGGCAGUGACUCCACCACCAGUGGCAUAUCCAAUUCGGCGUCGAGCUUGAGCAUUGGCUCGCUGUCGGCGAAUCCCACAGAUGCCCAGAGGCUCCAGAGGCUGCGGAUGCUACAGGCGCAUCAGCAGGCGCGAUUGCAGGAGGAGAUUCUGGAGACCAAUGAGCGAAUCGAGCGGUAUACGCGCAAUCAGUUUCAGUUGCUGAACAGCUUCCGCGAAAAGUCGGACCAGGACUGUGCGAUUCUAUUCGCCCUAAUCCGCAAUUUACCCGAGCUGGCCUCGGAGCUGCUGGAUCGUGCCAUGCCCCCCGCUUUAGAUGUGGCCGCCAAUCAGCCGCAGAGUGCGACUGCCCGGCGCAGGAACACCAUUAGCAGCCGGCGGGAGUUGAACGGUGGACCCACCACGCCCACCACCACCUUGAAUCAUCCGCCCAGCUUCCUGACCCUCAAUCAGCAGCCGCAGUUGCAGGCGCAACAGCAACAGCAGCCGCAACAGCAACAGCAGCCUUUGCAGAGCGUCUCGGUGGCCAGAAAGAUGUCGCACUUUGACACACCGCCCGCCACCCCAGAAGCCACGCCCAUGAGCGUGGGCAAUAGUCCCACCUUCCGUCAGCAAUCGGCAGCCGGCGGAGGUGCUGGUGGUGGUCAGCAAACACAGAUGCUGGCCACCAAUGGUUCGGGUCAGUCCAGUGCCGCCGACGAUGCGGAUGAUUGUCUCUUCGAUCUGGAGGAUGUGGAUGCCCCGGCGCCGCCGCCAGUUCAGUCUGUGCCAGUGCCAAGUUAUCCGCGCAGCCUGAUCUAUCAGCCGGAGCACCACCACAAUCCCUUCCAGCAAAACGGACUGGGCAGCGUGCUGGAUGACGAAGCGGCCGACGAAGCUGAAGAUGCUCUCGAUCCGGACAGCUCCAUUUCGAUACCAGUGCGCGGCGGAGGAGGAGGAGGUCGCCCCAGCCAUGCGCAGCUGAUGAACUUUGCCAGGAGUCUGCCCAUCGAGAUAGCCAACACCACGCUGGCUGAGAGAGCUGCUGCGGCCAAUAAUAAUAAUUUUGCCCUGGGCGGCGAGGAGGGAAUGGACAAUAUCGACAUAGCGGCCAGCAUUCAGGCGCUGACCAAAAGCGUCCAUGGCGAGGCUGUGCUCGGCGAUUUGCCACGUCCCCGACUGCGAUCCCAGAUCGAGGGCUAGCCGGGAUGGCUGGGAUUUCGGAGUCACCACUACGUACACAUAAAUAUAUCAGCUCGUAAUCCGCAUACUUUGUUUGCCUGUUGCCUAGCCGCCUUGAAGAUUGUUGUUUUCGCUAUCUAAACUAAAUUAGUUGCUCAACGAAAAACAAGGACACACGAAGCGCCUUCCACACACAGGACACCCCAAAGCAAAACCACCCACAUAAAACCACACAUACGCGCACCACCUACCAACUACCGAGUACCAACUAAGCAGACAGUUUGCAAUUUCUUUAAUUAUUAUAUAUAUCGCCUAUAAGUUUUCUUUCAUUUUUUCGGAUGAUCUUCGAUUGGAAAUGUGUAUUUUCCUCGUACGACGAGUGUACGGCUGCCGUUGGCUGUUGCACAUUGAGUUAACUAACUGAUACUGAUACUGAUGAUGUUGUUAGUUUAUACAAUGAAUAAUCUAGUAUACAUAUACAUUAUAUAUAUUAUACAAUACAUAACGAAUGCUGUGACGCAGGCAAGACGCCCCACAAAGCGUCCAAUCUAAA
Molecule: messenger RNA, 2279 nt
Organism: Drosophila takahashii
Lineage: Eukaryota; Metazoa; Arthropoda; Insecta; Diptera; Drosophilidae
Gene: PRAS40
Product: Proline-rich Akt substrate 40 kDa
Biological process (GO): neurotrophin TRK receptor signaling pathway; negative regulation of TOR signaling; negative regulation of protein kinase activity
Cellular component (GO): cytoplasm
Source: RefSeq, a predicted model, not a curated record